Molecule: messenger RNA, 2301 nt
Organism: Stomoxys calcitrans (stable fly)
Lineage: Eukaryota; Metazoa; Arthropoda; Insecta; Diptera; Muscidae
Product: kanadaptin
Exons: 3
Coding region: 75-2210 (711 amino acids)
Molecular function (GO): protein binding; mRNA binding
Source: RefSeq, a predicted model, not a curated record
CCAUAUGGUAACUUGGAUUCUUUACUCCGGAAUAUUAACAUUUUAGAAAAGCAUACACAUUUGCCGGGCGCAUCAUGGAAGAAUUUAAGAAGCCUUUAAUGCCGAUGCCGACCAAAGCCGAUGAACCGGCAAGUGAAACAGAAGCAAUAAAAGAGUCCACCGGGGAUUCAAAGGAGGAAAACCGAGACAGCGGAAAGGUACAAGCACAACAAAAUUGUCCAUACAAAGUUCCAUUGUGGUCAGGCACCCCUCACUCCAAUCGGAAUUAUUCAUUUGAGGUACUCAAAUCUGGGCAAAUAAUAGAUGAAGUGAAAAAUUUACAAAACAAACCUUACUGGACAUUCGGUAGACUGCCGGAGAACGACAUAGAAAUGGCUCAUCCGACUAUAUCCCGAUUUCAUGCCAUUCUGCAGUAUAAGCCAAUGAGAAAUGAUACAGCAAAUGCCGAGGACAACAGCGAAACAGAAAAUGUGGAAGAUGACAACAACAAAGGGCCGCCGGAAGGCUGGUACAUAUACGAUUUGGAUAGUACACAUGGAACGUUUCUAAACAAACAACGUAUACCACCUAAGGUUUAUAUACGUAUUAAGGUAGGUUUUAUUUUGCGUUUGGGUGCCAGCACCAGAUCGUAUAUUUUACAAGGACCCUCAGAAGAUGAGGAGCCAGAAUCCGAAUUGACUGUAACGGAGCUCAAAGCUAAACGCCAACGAGAUUUGGAAGAAGCUGCUUUGCAAAAACAACGCAUGGCUGAAGAAGCGGAAGAACGUGAACGCAAUGAAGGUUGCAGCUGGGGCAUGGGUGAUGAUGCCGACGAAGAGACAGAUCUCACUCACAAUCCCUAUGCAUCGACCAAUAAUGAGGAAUUAUUUUUGGAUGAUCCCAAAAAGACGUUAAGGGGUUACUUUGAACGGGAGGGUUUGCAAUUGGAAUAUAAAUGCGAUGAAAUGUCGGCGGGUUCAUUUGUAUGUCGGGUUGAAUUACCCUUGGAUGAUGACAACGGACGUCCCAUAAUUGCCGAGGUGGUGCAUAAAGGCAAGAAAAAAGAGUGUGUGGUGCAAUGUGCAUUAGAGGCCUGCCGAAUUCUGGAUCGCCAUGGAGUUCUAAGGCAAGCCAACCAAGAGCCGUUGAAAAGAAAGCAGAAAUCAAAAGAUUCCGAUUCAGAUGAUGAUGAAUUUUGGGAUCGCACUGGCGAUGUGGCCAGAAAGAAACAGAGAAAAGCUAAUGCCUCGACAAGCGUGACACUGACUUAUGAGGAUUUGCUCAAACAAGAAGCCGAAUUAAAUCGCGAACUGGAUCAAAUUCGAAAUAAUAUUCUGGCAUAUCAAGAGCAGCAAAGAAGUUUAAAAAUGCAAAAGGAAAAAGAACUGGGUGAUGAUUUGGAUAGUUAUAUGGAAAAUCUACAAAAUAAGGAGACACCCAUGGACAAGACCGAGAUAAAGAAGUUAAGGCUGGAAGAGUUACGUAUCAAAACAGAAAUCCAGCGUAACCAAAGGCUUCUGAAAAUUGCCAAACCUGCAGAUCUGCCAUUCAUUAAAAAUCCCUUAGAAAUGAAUCCCCAAGAUCUUGAGAACAAAAACGAGGCAAAGAAAAAGCCAAUGCCUAUGAUAGGAAAACGUAAUCAGUUUAGUAAAUUUAAAUUAGUCAAACCUUUGGCAGCUCCAUCUGAAAAACAAAUCAAGCCCCACCACAGUUUAGCAUCCGAUGAGGAAGAGAUAGAAGAGGAAGAUAAUGACAAUGUACCAGAGAGCGCAAGACCUACAUCAGCUAAAAGUGGUACAAAAUUAAACAUAAAUGAAGUAUUUGAAAGUGCUACAGAUGCAGCUGCGCAAGACAAUAAGGAGACAACAAAUGAGGAUAAGAAAGUAUUGGAUGACUCAUCACUGUCGCCAGGUAUCACGGCCAAGUUAUCUGAGGAAAAUGAAACUUCGUUUGACAUGGAAAAACCAAAUGAUGAUACUGUAAACAAAACUUCAAAGGAGUCUUCUAUGGAACACAUAUCGCGUUAUAGCUUAAACGAAACAUCAGAGUCUAUAACUGCCAGAGAUACUGCAAAGAAGCGCCGCCAACGCAAUCGACAACGAGGCAAACGGGAGGUGGACAUCGAUGAAGACAUUGAACAUGAGUCCACAGAGAAAUAUGCCAAAUGGGUACCACCAGAAAAUCAAUCGGGUGAUGGCAUUACAGAAUUAAAUGAAAAAUAUGGAUACUAGAUGUAAACAAAUAAUAUUAGGGUUAAAAAAAAUAAAGACAAGUCAGGAUACAAUUUGCUAUUCUGAAUGUGUUACAAUUCUGUUACGAAAA